Etheostoma cragini (Arkansas darter) is the source of this 835-nucleotide messenger RNA. Its product is annotated as syndecan-3-like. Gene Ontology annotation, biological process: cell migration. Gene Ontology annotation, cellular component: membrane; cell surface. The record is from RefSeq and is a predicted model, not a curated record. Lineage: Eukaryota; Metazoa; Chordata; Actinopteri; Perciformes; Percidae. The coding region runs from base 84 to 587 and encodes 167 amino acids. The transcript is spliced from 5 exons.
GGGGUUUGGGCUCGAGGUUCAAUCAAACACCUGCGGAGGAGGAAGAAGAGGGCAAAAUAAACUGACAGCAACUCAACUGCAACAUGGGGAUAUCUGUAUCUUUUUUGUUUUUAGCUUUGGGAUUAUUACAUCCUAUCCAUAUGUCGUUUCCUGUCCUUCCUGGAGACUUGGAGGGAUCAGGAUAUGACCUGGAUAUUUCUGGCUCUGGGGAUUGGUCACAACAAGGUGAAAUGGAAAACAUUGAGUACAACCCCAACAGCGAAGAUGUCCGAACGUUUGCAGGAAACGCAGGAGGUGGAACCAAGACUACACUCCAUGAUUCUUCAGUCCUGAAUUUUGACGGUGCACACAAAGACAGCGGAUCAGGAUUUGUUUUUGUGGCAAACAGCAAGGGUUUCUUGGAGAACAAAGAAGUUUUUACUGCUGUUAUUGCAGGAGGAGUAACAGGAGUGGCACUUGCAGCUGCACUGGCAGCACUAUUAAUCUACAAAUGGCAGAAGAAAGAUAAUGGAGGAUAUAUUCUGGGCCAGCAGCGGGCUUCAGACGAAGAUUAUCACAGACCAGACAGGGAACACGUUGUUGUUUAACCUAAAACUUUCACAAUAAUGUUUGUGUAUAAAGGCAAUUAUUGUCAAUGUAGGGUCCAGGGACCCCCAGAAGUCUGUGACACCCUGCAGGCCGUCUUUGGAAAGCUUUCAAAUUCUUUUAUAUAAAUUAUCAUGAUGUUAGACGACCGUUCCGCUGGAUGUCCCUCACCUUCUGCUUUCAUUGUGUUUACGUUCUAAACUCCAGUCACUUUAACAAACAGCAACCAGAAUGUACAGUACAUCCGAGC